UCGUUUAACUUUUUAUUUAAAGGAUACUUCUUUUUGGCCUAUAAAACAAUGGAAGAUAUGCCCACAAUGCAGUUCGCUCGAAAUUGGAAAACGUGGACUGGUGCACGUCUUAUACAUGCUUUAUUACCGAAACCGUAUCAUUUCCGACGAAUCUCAUUUUUUAGACAGACCAGUUCAUUUGCUGAAUUCACAUACAUUAUGUUAAUACAAAUCGAACAUCUCAUGGUUUCCGCCGAAGUGGCACUUAACAUGGCUGAUUCGUUACGGCAACGACUGUGUGCCUACGUAGACGUUUAUCGAGAAGUUGAUUUUACGGUACUCUUUCCACCUUAUGUCUAG
Messenger RNA from Anisakis simplex (herring worm), 339 nucleotides. NCBI's taxonomy places the organism in Eukaryota, Metazoa, Nematoda, Chromadorea, Rhabditida, Anisakidae. The record is from the annotation of a GenBank genome assembly.